AUGAAUAAAACCAUCGCUACCGGUUUGACUACGCCACAAGAGGCUCCACAACUCGCGGAGCACGUUUUGGAUCUGUUUUCGCUAAAGGGUAAAGUCGCUGCUGUCUCAGGUGCAUCUUCUGGUAUUGGGUACGAAGUUGCCAUUGCAUUUGCACAAGCAGGUGCAGAUGUGGCCAUGUGGUACAAUUCUAACCCUCAUAUCACGGAAAUCGUUGACGAUUUGUCCAAAAAAUACGGUGUCAAGAUAAAAGCCUACCAAUGCGCCGUCACGGAUUCCAAACAGGUUUCGCACACGAUCGACCAGAUCAAGAAGGAUUUCAACGGUAAAAUCGACAUCUUGGUCGGCAAUGCCGGUGUUGCUUGGGACAAGGGCCCUGUUGUGGACCUUGCCGAGGAGGACGAGGAUCUGUGUGACAAAGAAUGGAAAAAAGUGAUCGAUGUCGACCUGAACGGUAUAUACAGACUGUCAAAGGCCAUUGGCCCCGUUUUCAGGGACCAAGGUCAUGGCUCUUUUGUCAUUACAGCGUCCAUGUCGGGCCACAUUGUGAACGUCCCACAGAUGCAAGCCGCGUACAAUGCGGCCAAAGCAGGUGUAUUGCAUCUGUGCAAGUCUCUCGCCGUCGAAUGGGCAGGUUACGCUCGUGUGAACACGGUUUCUCCCGGCUACAUCGCCACUGACAUUACAAAUUUCGCAGACGAAGAACUCAAGAACAAAUGGCACUCGCUCACUCCGCUUGGACGUGAAGCUCUUCCAAAAGAACUUGUCGGUGCUUACUUGUACUUGGCUUCCGAUGCGUCCACUUACGCUACCGGUACCGACAUUAUGAUCGAUGGUGGUUACUCCUGCAUUUAA
Lachancea mirantina is the source of this 852-nucleotide messenger RNA. The record is from the annotation of a GenBank genome assembly. NCBI's taxonomy places the organism in Eukaryota, Fungi, Ascomycota, Saccharomycetes, Saccharomycetales, Saccharomycetaceae.